Molecule: messenger RNA, 1059 nt
Organism: Populus euphratica (Euphrates poplar)
Lineage: Eukaryota; Viridiplantae; Streptophyta; Magnoliopsida; Malpighiales; Salicaceae
Product: Integrase-type DNA-binding superfamily protein
Exons: 2
Coding region: 146-796 (216 amino acids)
Biological process (GO): regulation of DNA-templated transcription
Molecular function (GO): DNA binding; DNA-binding transcription factor activity
Source: RefSeq, a predicted model, not a curated record
CACAUUUCUACUUCAUUUCAUUGUUCCUUGCUUUCAAAAGAACAAGUAGUUACCCUUAGAGUAAAACAGAAGUCUCCUUCAAACCCUUUUCCUCGCCAAGACAUUCAUCAACCUUCAGCAAACUUUUUUAUUGCUCCACCUCACAAUGGUGAAGAGCGAGCACAAAAUCCAGUCAGAGGCUUCAAAACCAGUGGCAAUAUCAUCAACGCCUUCACCGUCAGCAAGCAAGAAGAGGAAAUACAAGGGAGUUAGAAUGAGAAGUUGGGGCUCAUGGGUGUCCGAGAUAAGGGCACCAAAUCAGAAAACAAGAAUAUGGUUAGGCUCUUAUUCAACUCCUGAAGCUGCUGCUAGAGCCUAUGAUGCUGCACUUUUUUGUCUCAAAGGCUCCGCAGCCGCUCUCAACUUUCCUAUUACUUCCUCGCAUUACAUUCCUGACACUGUUAUGUCCCCAAAGUCCAUUCAAAGAGUGGCUCCCCCUGCCGCUAAGAGUUUUGUAGACAAUCCCACCACCCCACAAGCAUCAUCACCUCCUCUUCCUUGUUCCUCCUCCUCCUCCUCGUCAAUCUCAUCCCCCCCAUCAGUGGUUUCCUCGCCGUCCGAUCAGCUUGAUGAUUAUCUAUCACUGAUGGAAUCUUUCGAGACCAACAAUGAACCAGUUUCAAUGCUAGAUUCCUGGUACAAUUUUGAUGGCUUACAAUCACCAAAGUAUCCUGAUCUCAAUUGGGUCUCAUUCAAUCCACCAAUGAUCGAUGAUUUAUACGAAGGGGAUCUUCGUCUAUGGAGCUUUGCUGAAUAGAACCUAAUCCAAGAUCAAGCCAAACCCAUAUCAUUCUUUUGUCCAUCUAUGAUAUUUGAUUUGUUCUUCCAUUGUAGCCUGGAGGCAUUACUGACAGUAACCUAAAGUUAUUAUAUAUAUAAUUAGUCUAUCGAGUUAGGAGAAAGAGACUCACAUGGGGAAAGUGAACAUUUUUUUGGACCAUCUCAUGUGGGUCUUAGAUAUUGAAUUUGUGUAGUAUUCAUUAUUUAAAGUGUGUUGCAUGCAAUAAGUAUUAAUUUUCU